Messenger RNA from Polyodon spathula (Mississippi paddlefish), 1149 nucleotides. RefSeq names its product osteoclast-stimulating factor 1. The record is from RefSeq and is a predicted model, not a curated record. The transcript has 10 exons. Gene Ontology annotation, biological process: signal transduction. The coding region runs from base 160 to 804 and encodes 214 amino acids. Gene Ontology annotation, molecular function: protein binding. Lineage: Eukaryota; Metazoa; Chordata; Actinopteri; Acipenseriformes; Polyodontidae.
CCAUGGCCCAGCAUGCACAGCGUUCAGCACAACCCUUACGAAUUGCUGCUCACAUUCUGUCUACUUCCUCAUUAUUUGUCUUACACAGAGGAAAAACACAACUUUUAAUUUCAGAAAGUCUGUAAUCUUCUUUUCGUUUUUUUGAGGCGUUUCUACAAGAUGUCCAAGCCACCACCCAAACCAGCGAAACCAGGACAGGUCAAAGUAUUCAGAGCCCUGUUUACAUUUGAACCAAGAACCCCAGAUGAAUUAUAUUUUGAAGAAGGAGACAUACUGUACAUUUCUGAUACGAGUGAUAGCAACUGGUGGAAAGGGACCUGUAAAGGCAGGACGGGGCUAAUUCCAAGCAAUUAUGUUGCAGAGCAGGCAGAAUCCAUAGACAAUCCAAUGCACGAAGCUGCCAAAAGAGGUAACCUAAGCUGGUUAAGAGAAUGUUUGGAUAACAGAGUUGGCAUCAAUGGUCUUGACAAAGCUGGAAAUACUGCUCUUUACUGGGGUUGUCACGGUGGGCACAAAGAUGUAGUAGAGGUGUUACUUGGACAAGCUAAUAUCGAACUUGAUCAACAGAAUAAGCUUGGAGACACAGCUUUGCAUGCUGCUGCUUGGAAGGGCUACUCUGAUAUUGUAGAGAUGUUGCUAAACAAAGGUUCGAGAACAGAUAUAUUAAAUAAUGAGAAGAAACUGGCCCUAGAUAUGGCUACAAAUGCACAGUGUGCAUCCCUACUUAAAAGGAAGCAAGGAUCAACGAUCAUACGGACUGCAAGCAAUGCAGAAGAGUACUUGGAUGAUGAGGACUCUGAUUAAAUGACAGCUUUCAUGACGUUGCUGUGUUUUAUAAACAAGUAAUGCAUUCCAAAGUUUGAAACUUUUUAUUUUUAUUUUUUUGCUUUAAGGAACACAGUAAUUUACAUUUAAAAUGCUUUUCCAAGUAUAUAUGUAAAAAAAAAAAAAAAAAUGUCUAGACCAUAUUUGUCAUCUCCAAAUUGAUGUGACUAUUAUAACAAAAAAAAAAAAAAUGCUUGUUUGGUCCAGUCUGUAAUGCCUUAAAAAUGUUAACUGUUUGUAUAUAUUCUUACAAAAUAAAUUGUUCUAAUUAUCAUUCAUUCUAUUAAUAGUGAAGCAUUUUAAAAAAUAAAUAUUUCAAACCUU